Messenger RNA from Bubalus bubalis (water buffalo), 1217 nucleotides. It is a transcript of the gene LRRIQ3, whose product is annotated as leucine rich repeats and IQ motif containing 3. The record is from RefSeq and is a predicted model, not a curated record. Gene Ontology annotation, molecular function: protein binding. The transcript has 7 exons. Bases 174 to 1217 code for a protein of 347 amino acids. NCBI's taxonomy places the organism in Eukaryota, Metazoa, Chordata, Mammalia, Artiodactyla, Bovidae.
CGAGGCUCUCUGGCCCGCCUAGGCAAAACCGCGAUGGGGUCAGCGCAGAGCUUCGCCCCGUUCCCUUAGUAACGGUCUCCGGAACGGAAAUGGCCACCUAGAGAUUUGUCGGACAGUGCCGGGUCUGGGCCGCUAGUUCCCAACUCAUAAGGCAUUGCAGCCCGCUAGACCCGAUGUUUCAUGGAACAAUCAUAGAAGAGCUAACUAAUCACAGAGAAUGGAGUCACUAUAAUGAAAAUAUAAUAGAAGAUCAAAAAGAUUUUGUUUUUGUGAAGUUCAGUGGCCUUCAUUUAAAAUCUAUGGAAAAUCUUCAGUCUUGUAUCUCUCUUAGAGUAUGCAUCUUCUCAAACAAUUUUAUUACAGAUAUUCGUCCACUUCAGAGUUGUAUGAAAUUAAUCAAACUUGAUCUCCAUGGAAAUCAGGUAUUACUAUUAUUGCUUCAGAUAAAGAGUCUACCAGAUACCAAAUUUUGGAGUGGAUUGAAGAACCUAAAACUUCUCUAUCUACAUGACAAUGGGUUUGCAAAGUUAAAGAACGUAUGUAUGUUAUCUGCCUGUCCGAGCCUCAUUGCCCUCACUAUGUUUGAUUGUCCAGUAAGCCUUAAAAAAGGAUAUAGACAUGUUCUUGUCAACAGUAUAUGGACUCUCAAAGCACUGGAUCAUCAUGUGAUUUCUGAUGAAGAAAUAAUUCAAAACUGGCAUCUUCCUGAAAGAUUCAAGACAUAUAACCACCGACUUCUCUUUAAUUUCUGCUCUGCUUUGAAAAAGGGAUCAACCUAUGAAGAUGAAAUUGAUAAUAUCAAAUACAUUAUUUCAAAAAUUAAUGAAAUUCUGGCUCAUAACUCACCAGUUUUGAUUAUUCAAAGAUGGACACGUGGUUUCUUAGUUCGGAAAAAAAUGAGCCACUUGUUCUUGUAUAAAAAACAUGAAAAAUCUAUUAGUGAAUGUGAAAAAAGAUGGAUUUACAAGCACAAAGGAUUUGAUAGUAAACUCUUUAAGGAACUCUUUUUUCAGCCUGGAACUAAUAUAACAGAAAAGUUUUCACGCUGGAAACAUGCUUAUCCUUCCUGGGACUCUUUGUGCAUCCUGGACUUGGUUAACUAUUUCCUUUCCCAUGUUAGAACUCUGCAGGCCAGCAGGUUAGGGCCUGACCAGACCACCAGAGGGGCCCCAGAUCAUCUGUGGAAUGGCAAAACAAGCUCCUACCUGGAGCUGUAA